AGGGCUUUACUGCGAAGACAGUUAUUGGAAAUUGUUGACAAGAUGGGAGAGGCUUCAGCUAAGGCUCAGAGUCUACAUGGUGCAAUAACAAGUGGAAGAAAGAUGGAAGUAUCAGACCAUAAGUUAUAUAUUAUGAAAGAUCAAGAAGGCUUAAGAGGCAAUGGUUCAGUGGUUGGUUUAUUAAAGACUGGUAGGAAGAGAUUAUUUGUGUAUGAUUUACAUGGUAAACAACAUGAAAUGGAACCGCUAUGUGUUUUGGAUUUUUAUGUUCACGAAUCUCGACAAAGAACCGGGUGUGGCAAACGCUUGUUUGAAUAUAUGCUACAGCAUGAAAAUAUACGUCCAUGUCAUCUAGCUAUUGACAGGCCGAGUCACAAAUUCUCACAGUUUCUACAGAAACAUUAUCAUUUACGAAAUCAAAUACCUCAAACUAACAAUUUUGUUGUGUACGAAGGAUUCUUAAAUCAAAAUGGUGGGUACAUAUAUUUUAUUAACUUUGGUUGA
Molecule: messenger RNA, 504 nt
Organism: Lottia gigantea (owl limpet)
Lineage: Eukaryota; Metazoa; Mollusca; Gastropoda; Lottiidae
Exons: 4
Biological process (GO): alpha-tubulin acetylation
Cellular component (GO): microtubule
Molecular function (GO): tubulin N-acetyltransferase activity
Source: RefSeq, a predicted model, not a curated record